AUGAGAUUUAUAACGGAUUCGUUGUCAUGUUGUUCCGCACGACUUGGCGUGUUGACUGGCAUUGACAGGCUGCCGAAUGUAUCUUUUGAAACCCCAAUGCUCCUUCUGUACACGAGGAGAGGAAGUGUACCUCACUUGACAAAGGACGUACUUAAAAAGUUGACAGCAGAACAGCAAUUUUUGCUCACCAACUUGCCUUCGACUAUUUUAAUGACGGAUUGCGUUAAGCAAUUUGAUUCUUUUGGUGAAUUCGUGGGCCUUCAAGAAUAUCCAUUUUUCUUGGGCAUUCAAGACCCAUCGGAGCAAGUUGAAAAAGCUCACCACAGAAAUGGUUCCGUAUCAGUAUGGUCUAGGAAUGGUAGAACCACUGUUACUCCUGACAAGUACAUGGACUUGGUGGAAAAUUUCAAACCUGAUGUGUAUGUCACGUUGUUCGAUGGAGACACAGACAAAGACAGUAGCCAAAAAAGAAUAAAUAAAAGCUUAUGCACAAGCAAAAACUUAUUUUCUGCGUGCUACAAGAAGCACCAAGAGUCUGAUGUAUUAAGAAAUAAAGGUUUCUUAGGAGCUGUUGUAGGUGGGUACAACCUUCAGGCUAGAGCAGAGUCCAUUAAGCACAUGGAAGGCAAAGAACUUCUGGGAUGCGUGAUUGAUGCGUUGCAUAGAAAUGGAAUUGAAACUCAAGGGAUCACCAUUGAUCAAGUAAAACCUGUUAUCGAACAUUCCCUUAACUUGUUACCAGUUGACAAAUUGCGCGUUUUAAAUGGAUGUUGGAAUCCAUCUACUAUUUUAGAUUUAGUUAAUUUAGGUAUCGACGUAUUUGAUUCAUCGUAUGCUUUCCUUAUGACUGAGGAAAAAAAAUCAUUGACAUUUUUAUGUGAUGAUUGUGAAAGUUGCAUGAGAGUAGAAAGAAGGUUCAUGGUAGACUUGAGUGAAAAAAGAUAUAAGGAAGACUUUGAUCCCAUUUGCAAAUCUUGCACAUGUUUAACUUGUAAGAAUCACACGAAAGCAUACAUCCAUCACUUGAUACAUACCAAAGAAUUGUUAUCACUAGUACUUCUUAUGAUACACAAUACACAUCUGUACAUUGAAUUCUUUAAACAAAUUCGACAAAGUAUAAAAGAUGGUACUUUUGAUGAAUAUCGAAAUAAAAUACAUUCUAGGUUUUUACAAAUGACUGAAAAUUCUUGAUUG
Messenger RNA from Copidosoma floridanum, 1194 nucleotides. Its product is annotated as queuine tRNA-ribosyltransferase accessory subunit 2. NCBI's taxonomy places the organism in Eukaryota, Metazoa, Arthropoda, Insecta, Hymenoptera, Encyrtidae. The record is from RefSeq and is a predicted model, not a curated record.